Molecule: messenger RNA, 1235 nt
Organism: Lotus japonicus
Lineage: Eukaryota; Viridiplantae; Streptophyta; Magnoliopsida; Fabales; Fabaceae
Exons: 2
Coding region: 121-963 (280 amino acids)
Cellular component (GO): cytosol
Molecular function (GO): protein-folding chaperone binding
Source: RefSeq, a predicted model, not a curated record
ACCUUUGUCAUCACUCUGUUUCGGUCUUUAACGUGCGAUUUCUGCAACUUCUGCGCCCUUCAAACACUCUUUGCAACCCCUUAAAGGGACCAAUUGUCUUCACUCACAAUUUUUGCUACCAUGGUUGCUAGGGACUACUACAAGAUACUCAAGGUGAACCGUGAUGCCACGGAUGAGGAGCUGAAGAAUGCUUACAAGAGGUUAACCAUGCAGUGCCACCCAGAUAACAACCACCACCAGUGCCCUCUUCGGAAACAAGAGUUUGAAGCCAAGUUCAACAAGAUAACUGAAGCCUAUGCUGUUCUGAGUGACCCCAAGAAGCGCCAGAUCUAUGACCUCUACGGCCACUAUCCCAUUAACCUGAAGAAAAGUGGUGAUGGGGAUGUUGGGAAUAAUCUGAAUGAAGAUGAAGAUUCAGGGGUAGUUGUGAUCAGGUUGGAAUGUACCCUUGUGGAGCUUUACAAAGGUUGCAGGAAGAAAUUGAAAAUCUUGAGGACUGUUCUUGAUGAAUUUGGAAAUUUGAAGACUGUAGAAGAAAUCUUGAAGAUUGAUGUUAAACCUGGUUGGAAGAAGGGCACAAAAAUUACUUUUCCUGGGAAGGGAAAUGUUGAACCAGGAGCUACUGCAGCUGAUUUAAUUUUUGUGGUGGAUGAGAGACCGCAUGGAAUUUUCAAGAGAUAUGGAAAUGAUUUGGUGGUGACCCAGAAGAUAUUACUGCUUGAUGCCCUGGUGGGAACAACACUCAACUUGACAGCCUUGGAUGGAAGAGAUAUCACGUUCGAAGUGACUGAUAUUGUGAAACCAGGAUACGAGAUGGUGGUCCCAAAUGAAGGUAUGCCCCUUUCAAAGGACCCUAGCAAGAAAGGGAACCUCAUAUUCAAGUUUGAUGUUAUGUUUCCAUCAAGGCUAACCACACAACAAGAACAUGAUCUAAAAAGGAUUCUUAGUGAUGCUGAUAGAUAAACCCAUACUUGCAAUUAGUCUAAUGGUUGUAACUCUUCAGCAACCCUCUUCCACAUGAGAAUUUACAUAACUAAAUAUGCAGUUUCACUAUCCAAUAUGAAUUUUGUACAUGGUAUAUAUGAACUUACCAAGCAUAUAUAGUUGCACCCUUUUUCUACAGCAUAUAUGAUGCAACUUAGGAAACAAGUGCUUAUCAAUAUUUUGCAUUUUUCGCAUUUGUACUCUACUGUACAUUGACUGGUUUCAAUUAAAUAGAGGUGUCUUGUUUAUUA